Molecule: messenger RNA, 990 nt
Organism: Serendipita indica DSM 11827
Lineage: Eukaryota; Fungi; Basidiomycota; Agaricomycetes; Sebacinales; Serendipitaceae
Source: the annotation of a GenBank genome assembly
AUGGAGGUAUCAUCAGCUCCUUUGCUACUCUACAACUCUUCGUCUCUAGCAUCCAACCCAUAUACAAACAUGAAGGUCAUCAUGUUCGGUGCCACUGGCUACCUUGGUAGUGCCAUUUCCCAUGCGCUUAUUCGCAACGGUCAUAUCGUCGUGGGCGUGACCCGCAACGCAGAACAAGCGAGAAAGCUACUUGCAGAAGAAGUGAUCCCAGCCGUUGGGGAUCCAUUUGCUGCAGAAACGUUUUCCGCACAUCUUGCCGACGCCGACGUAGUCAUUGAUGUUGCAUCUGGCGACAUGCUACACGAUGGGCCACGGCGCUUUGCGCUCAUUGAAUCGCUCGUCGUCGACCCAUCUAUUCGUGCGGCUCCGACCACGGGCGUCCCCAAGAUUGCCUACUUUUACACUUCUGGUACCUGGGUCCAUGGUGAUAAUCGCUCUGUCCUGCGAAGUGACAAUGCACCUUUGAAUCCUCCAAUGAUUGUCGCAUGGCGUCCAAAACUUGAACAAGCCGUCGUUAACAGCAGCGUCGUGAGCGGAAUUGUCAUCCGGUCGAGCACAGUCUACGGACGUGCGGGCGGGCUGUGGCCAAUGCUCUUCUCCCAAGCUGGGAGCGGCAAAGUCGAAUGGUUUGGCGUUCCCGGUGGCACGUAUGCGACUGUCCAUGUCGACGACCUGGCGGAAUGCUACCUCCUCGCUGUCGAAAAGAACCAUUUGGUCUCUGGUCUAGUCAUCGAUGUGACCAAUGAGCGCAUGGAAUCCGUCGAUGGAUUCUUAUAUUCGUUUGCACAUUUGAUGGGGCUUUCGCAUAGCGAUGUCAGCUAUCGAGCGCCUGCGAAUCCACUCGAAGGGGCAAUGUCCGUCACGACCAAACUUCGUCCAACGCUCGCGCGCAGUCUACUUGGCUGGGAACCUCGCAAGGCCUCGUUGACAGACGGAAUGGCGGCCUAUUUUGAAGCGUGGAAGGCAAUCAACGCGUCUAAAUCAAAGUAA